This is a messenger RNA of Cornus florida, 1996 nucleotides long. RefSeq names its product ankyrin repeat-containing protein ITN1-like. The coding region runs from base 163 to 1452 and encodes 429 amino acids. Lineage: Eukaryota; Viridiplantae; Streptophyta; Magnoliopsida; Cornales; Cornaceae. The record is from RefSeq and is a predicted model, not a curated record. The transcript has 4 exons.
UGCUUAGUUAGAGUGAUUAAAACUGUUGCAUUUACAAUCUGUUUUGUAGUAUUGAUAGUGUGACAUUUUUUUUAUCUUUUUGAAUGAAGUACUAAUAAUCUUAAGUUUCAAAAUGUGUUUCUAUUUAGAUGAUAUCAGCCUUUCUUUUCCUUUCUAAUAGGUAUGGAUGUUCAACCAGUGAAUGUCUUUUAUAAUAAGUACUGCGAUGAAGAAAAUAUUCCCGAGCCCGCCAAAUCUCUGUAUCAUUCCAAUUUCAAAGGCUUCAAAGAUGUAAUGUAUUUAAUGGUGCUCCGUUGUCUGAAAGGACUAAUGUCGAAUGUUCUUAAAGUAAUUGAUGACAAGCAAGAAAUAUUUAACAUGAAGAACAAACUCUUCCAAGCCCAUGAACUACUCAAAAAGAUGUGUCAUCCAAACUCGACUUCUGAUCCUCAACAGAUUGCAGCAUACUUUGAGGCGAUAAAAAGGGCCAUCAAAUGUGGGAAUGUUGAAUUUGUUGAGAAAGUUCUGAGGUCCAAUCCUGCUUUAUUAUGGGGGAAUAAGGAAAGUGGAAGCAUUUUUCACAUUGCAGUUGCCUGCCGACAGGAGAGAAUAUGGAACCUCUUCUAUGGUUUAAGUACUGCAAAAAGAAACAAAAUUACAGAAAUUCUAGUAAAAUCUGACAGCAUGCUACAUAUAGCUGCAUGUCCUGCAGUAUUGUCUAAAACCCUAGGAAAACCAGAUGGAAACUCGGAAAAGCAAGGAGAACAACAGUUUUGGAAAGUAUUCAGUAAUGCUCCAGGUGCAGCUAUGGAUGUGCAUAGAGAACUACAAUGGUACAAGGAGGUGGAGAGGGUGGUACCGUGUUCACAAAAAAUUCUCGCUAAUGAUAAUGGAGAAACACCUCCAGCUUUGUUCUGGAAAUGGCACUAUGAAUUAAUCAAAGAAGGAGAAAAAUGGAUGAGAGAGACAGCAACAUCUUGUACAAUUGUGGCUACCCUCAUUGUUACUGUUAUGUUUGCAGCAGCCUUCACAUUACCGGGUGGCACUAGUAAUGAUUCGGGGAACCCCAUGUUCCUAUGGCAUAACUCCUUUAUGGUUUUCAUUAUAUCAGAUGCAUUAUCUCUAUUCUCUUCAGUUACUGCAGUGUUAGUGUUCCUAAGCAUUCUCACUUCACGCUAUGCGGAAGAAGAUUUUCUAAAGUCAUUACCCAGGAGACUGACAAUUGGUCUGGCCACCCUUUUCUUAUCCAUUGCCGCCAUGAUGGUAGCUUUUGGUUCCACUCUUGUUAUUGUGCUUGAUGAACGAAUACAAUGGGCUGCUGCUCCAGUCUCGUUGUUAGCUAGUGUGCCGAUAACCUUAUUUGUUUCUUUGCAAUUUCCUUUAUUUUUCGAAAUGGUUUCAUCUAGCUAUGGACCUGGCAUCUUCAAGCGGAAAACAAAAGGCUUGUUUCUUCGACAACCCAAACUACUGUGAUCCAGCUUAGAUAAUAAUUAAUUUUUUGCUUGUUGGAAAUUUUCCCUAUAUAUAUAUAUAUAUAUAUAUGUGCAAUAUACAAAAAAAGAAAAAAGAAAAAGAAAAUAAAAAUAAAAUUGUACUAUUAUGUCAUUUAGAUGCUUAUCAAAGGUUUUGCUUUAUUGUUAUUUGCACUUCUAGUUACACGGAAGCUUAAAGUAGAGUAUAGUGUGUGCUUAUUUCCUGAAUGAUGGAAUGAACAUUCUUUCAAAUUUUAUUACUGUAUAUAGCUGCAAAUAUCUUUUCGUGAAAUAGGAAGAAAAUUGUAUUCUGACAUUUCAAACUCAAGAAAUAGGAAGAAAAUUGUUUUUAAAGUCGCUAACUCUAUUAUGAUCUUGAAUUUUUGAGGAAAAUGAAAAAAUCGAGUAUGUUGCAGUCCGAAGGUGGAAUUAUUGAACCACUAGUGUGAGGUGAUUGAUCAUUGGUAAUUCCAGUUGGAGACAUUGCUAAUUGAAAUGCGAUAUAUAUAUAUAUAUAUAUAUAUAUAUCCUGUUAGAGACAUCGU